Durotheca rogersii is the source of this 836-nucleotide messenger RNA. Its product is annotated as pyridoxamine 5'-phosphate oxidase. The record is from RefSeq and is a predicted model, not a curated record. Lineage: Eukaryota; Fungi; Ascomycota; Sordariomycetes; Xylariales; Xylariaceae. Gene Ontology annotation, cellular component: nucleus; cytoplasm. The transcript is spliced from 3 exons. Bases 1 to 630 code for a protein of 209 amino acids.
AUGGAUCAAGCAACCCUCAACUACGAGGCCUCGGCCGGCGACACGCAUAAGCAAAUAGUCUCCUCCCUCCCACCAGACGUAGUCCAAUGUCUCGAAAACGCCCGCUUCUACUCUUCUGCGCCAGUCAUCGUCAUGACGACGAACCCCUCCUCCAAGAAGACCAACAACCUGGUCGUCAACCCCAACGUAUCGUUAUUGGUUCACGAUUGGGUCUCGCAUAGGCCACCGACCCAGGGCCGUCGUCUCUCUGGCGGCUCCCCCGGCCCGGAGAACAGAUCCAGCCUCGCCUCUCUACUGCUGAACCUCAACACCAGCGCCAUUUCCAGCAUCAGCGCUACCAUAAACGGGACCGCCGAGCUAGUAGCCCGCGGUUCCGACGAGGAGGCCUUCUACCGUGACCAGCACCUCGAGAAUAAUACCUUCGACUCCGAGGGCGGCGUCAUGUUCAACGGGCAUGCAGGGUCUGGUCAAGAGGAUGGCGGCCGGGAGUGCUUCGUGGCAGGCGAGGAGGUGAGGGUCAUCCUUGUCCACAUCAAAGACAUACGGACCAGCGACUGGAAGGGUGGCGUGAAGGAUUGGGUUUUGGUGCCCGACAGCAACUCCGCCACACCGGUUAAUGGCAUCAGGUGAAAUAAAGGGUACAUAUAAAAACUCAUACCCCUUUCGUACUGCUUACCCUCAGGCUCUGUUCUCCGGAAGGGUCUCCCAAUCCCCCGCACGGCCCCGAGAAGACACUACUGACUUCUAUCCCAGGGUUUUUACGUCAACGACAAAGCGAUAUAGUCUUCACUAGGCAGGGUUUUGGUGUUUAAGGGAAGAAUUUUAUCUCGUGCGCA